AUGGCGAGCUAUUUCAAAACUCCGUUUCAAAUCGGUGGUGAGUCGCAUUUCAUCGAGGUAAAAGUCCCGAAAGUCGACGCAUCAGCUGGUAACAACAUCAUCUGUUGUGUCGAUGUUUCUGGCUCGAUGGAUGGUGCUCCAAUUCGUAAUGUCUGUCAAGUCUUACGUGAUAUUUACCAACGAACACAGAGGGAGUAUGGUUUGUUCACUUACAACACGACAGUGAACAUCAGUCAAACAAUAAAAUCAGUGGAGAAAAAAGAUUUGACGGCUAGUGGUGGAACAAGUUUCAGUUCGAUUUUCAGUGCCAUUCAAACGUAUUUGAUGAAGAAUCAAAAAUCAGUGACAUUCAUCUUCAUGACCGAUGGACAGGAUGGUGAUUCUCAAGAAGUAUUCAAGCAAGCCAUUCAACGAAUGAAAUUGACGAUCAGUGCAUUACCAAAAUCAGUGACAGUGACCUUUCAUGUGAUUGGAUUCGGCGAUGUGAAUAGCAAUUUUCUCGAACAAGUACGAAAAUUCGGAACGAGAGAAGGUCUCUUUCGUUAUUCCACGAAAUCUGUGGAAUUACAAAAUAACUUCAACGAUAUGUUCGACUAUGCCAUGUCAUCGAGAGAAUUCACCAUCGUUCUCAAUGGACAGACGUUCUCGUCGAGCAGCAACGAAGACACCGUCGGUUUUCUCAUCAACGGCAUGAAGAUCGACACUUCUUCACUGACAGAAAUCACUCUGAAAUCGAGCGACAGUGAAACAAAACUCCCUCUCGAACAGAUGGCCAACGUUCGACCAAUCCAUGUCAUUCGUGCGUUGAAUCUCGUCUCUCCCGACAAUGAAGAAUCGGUUCAAGCCAUUCGUUCCUUUUUGGGUUCGAUUGUUUGGUUGCCAGGAACAGAACUGAUGGAGAAACUGGAAUUGGAACAGAUCAAAAAGGAGAUUGACGAUCGAAUGAUGGAAUACACAAACCUUUUCACUCAGAUGAAAAUGGGCCAAGUUCCAGAACAAGUGCAAUUGAAAUUGAACGCCUUGAGGCACGAUGCCACCUUCGCCAAUGUUCAGCGACGAAAGAAGCUCGACUUACGCAUCAGUAAGAAUGUCGAUUACUUUCGCAAGACGGACAUCAGCGGCAUUCUCGACGGAUAUCGCCAAUCGAUCGAUCAAGAUGGGUGGAAUCGAAUCAAAGAACAGAAAUCUGACUGGGUAUGUACUUAUUCCAACGACGAUAUCUAUGAAAUGAUGAGAAAGACCUCGGAUAAUAUCAUGUGUUUGGGUAUUCUCAUCGAACGUAACGAGGAAGCGAUUACUUCUCCGACAAAAGGUCUGAAAUUGAUUAGUGUUUCCAACACGUUGAUCUCUUACGAUUCGUUCAUCACAGCGAUGAACUUCGCGAGAAAUGCGCAUCAACAGAAAAACUUAAAUACUGAAGGAGGCGCAACCUACGGACAAUUCUCCGGCAUCAACGAUACCUUCUGUGUCGUUGGUCAACUGCACGAGAAGAUCAACGCGGUCAUUCCUUUGUACAUCAAUUAUGAACACAUGAAACGUAUUCGAAUCUUAGAAGGUAUCUGGUUGGGUUAUAUGUUCACCUUGGAUUCCUAUGGCUACGAAAAACAACAAGAAAUUGGUCUACUGAAGUUACUCUACGAUAUCAUCAUGUUACGCACGGGCACAACGAAAAACCAACAGAUCAUCAGUGAAUUUGAGAAAGUCUGUCAUUUUAUCAUCACAGAAUCGAUUGGGUUUAAAACUGCGUAUGGAGAAAACACCUACGAGAAUUAUCUUCAGAGUAUUCAUGGGCGGCAGAGUAGUACCUACGAUCUCUCCAUUCCGCUGAUCAUUGCUUAUCUAAAGAAGCAUCUGAAACCAGCCUUGCUGCCCAUCUACUACGGUCAUCUUUACAGCCGAUUGCGUCAAAAACUCCCCGGGGAUAGGAUGACGAUCAUCAAACGCUUGUUGUAUGGAGAUGAAAAUCAAAUUGUCAAGACAGUGGCCAGUAACAAAGACAAAGAGCUCAUCGAUAUCAGUCAAGCCGAUCCUGAUUUUGUCGAGAAGAGUUUCAUUGAUUAUUUCCAUGAUGAAAAAUGUCAGCCGAUUGAAUUGAUUCCUGAGACAAAGACAGGCGAAGGCAGAAAAUUAAUUCAACAAGAACUCGAUGUCGAAUAUCUCAAAUCUUUUCUUCAAUCGAUCGAUCCACAAUUGAGUCUCGCUGUUCCUCUGGAGAUUAAAAAUAUUUUGAAGUACUGUCAAUUGGAUGAGAAUUAUCUCGAGAACAAUCUCGAUUACGAUGAUCUACGAAAAGAGUUGCUUUUGAUUCUCUUCUACGAAAAAGAAGUUCCUGAACGGGCAACCAAGUCGACGAUCAUGACGUUGAUCGACGACAGUAUCCAAGGGAAUAGAGAUCAUUCGGUGACCUUCGGCAUCACUCCCGAAGGGAUUCGAGUGGUCACUUACAAACUACUCACGGCGAAGACGCUCGAAGGUUUUGGCGGUCUUUUGAGAAAGUAUUGUCCGAAACGAUUUGGUCCAAUCUUCAAAGAAAUUCUCCAGAAACUUGCCACAACACCAGAAUCUGAUCUAAGUAACACAUCGGGCGAAGCUUUUCUCAAUCGAGAGAAACUGCUAGUCUUGUUAACAAAUGAAAUCGGAUAUUCUCAAGUAUACACCGGAGAGCUUGGCAAAUAUGCUUGGCAACCAUCAUUAUUCAUCGAUGUAACUCUCUUAGAGAAAGUGUUGGGCACAGAAAAAUUUCGAGAAAUCCAACGCAAGAUUGCGUCGAAGACACACGAUCAUGGCUACAGAUUAUCCGAUAAACCCAAUCGGCACGGGCAUUGCAAUAGCAAUCCCUACUAUGGACGACGAUAG
Molecule: messenger RNA, 2856 nt
Organism: Rotaria socialis
Lineage: Eukaryota; Metazoa; Rotifera; Eurotatoria; Philodinida; Philodinidae
Source: the annotation of a GenBank genome assembly